AGGGGGCGUCCGUACACCUUUGCAGCUUCUACACUGCCGUAGAAGAAGCUGCUUGUACCUCCUUGGUUGUGGUGAGGAAGUGAAAUGUAAAUUCGGUUUUAGGCUGAUACCGUUAAUUUUAAUGUCUGCACAUUAAUCAACACUGUCCCUCAACAUGUCCUCUAGAAACCCAGGGACCAAGUUCGAUCUGCACUGGAUAUCCAGCGUGAAAGUGAACACACAGGCUGUCCUGAAGAGAGCGCAGCAGAUCCAGGGACGGAAGAUCCCCAAGAAACAAUGGCAGGCUGCCUGGCUACUGAAGGCUGUAACAUGUAUUGACCUUACAACCUUGGCUGGAGAUGAUACAUCAUCCAACGUCCAUCGGCUUUGUCUGAAAGCCAUCCAGCCAAUCCAGCAUGACCUUCUCGAGAAGAUGGAUAUGCAUAACAAAGGACUGACUACAGCAGCAGUGUGUGUGUAUCCGUCCCGUGUAGCUGAUGCCAUAAUAUCAUUAAAAGCAGCCAAUUCCAACCUUCCUGUUGCCUCAGUGGCCACUGGUUUCCCAGCAGGGCAGACUCCACUAGAGACACGUCUGCAGGAAGUCCGUAUGGCAUUGGCUGACGGUGCCACUGAGAUUGACAUCGUCAUCAACAGGAUGCUCGCCCUCACAGGACAGUGGGAAGCCAUGUAUGAUGAGAUCCGUCAGUUUCGUGAGGCUUGUGGUGAUGCCCACAUGAAGACCAUCCUGGCAGUUGGGGAGCUGGGCACCCUCACUAAUGUCUACAAGGCUAGUAUGAUCGCCAUGAUGGCUGGUUCAGACUUCAUCAAGACAUCCACAGGAAAAGAGGCUGUCAACGCUACUUACCCAGUUGCCAUAGUGAUGGCACGAGCCAUUCGUAACUACUUCUUGUGUACAGGCCACAAGGUGGGCUUUAAGCCAGCAGGGGGUAUCCGGACAGCUCAGGAGUCUCUGGUGUGGCUCAUGUUGAUCAAAGAGGAGUUGGGCAAGGACUGGCUUUGUCCUCAACUGUUUCGCCUGGGAGCCAGCAGCCUGUUGGCUGACAUUGAGAGGCAGAUCUACCACCAUGUGACUGGACAGUAUGCAGACUAUGAUGAACUGCCUAUGGCCUGAAGCUGUGGACAUUUAAGUUUUAAUGAACAAUAAAACCCUCAGACUCUCCACACAAGCCUGACAGUAAACAUCCAGAGAAUGCAGUGAUUUGUCCAUUUGGUUAGCCACAUUCACAUUCAGUGCUUUGAUUAUAUGGAACAAUAAAAGUUUUCUGUGUCCCA
Messenger RNA from Monopterus albus (swamp eel), 1272 nucleotides. It is a transcript of the gene dera, whose product is annotated as deoxyribose-phosphate aldolase (putative). The transcript is spliced from 10 exons. The coding region runs from base 155 to 1111 and encodes 318 amino acids. Gene Ontology annotation, cellular component: cytoplasm. Gene Ontology annotation, biological process: carbohydrate catabolic process; deoxyribonucleotide catabolic process. Gene Ontology annotation, molecular function: deoxyribose-phosphate aldolase activity. The record is from RefSeq and is a predicted model, not a curated record. Lineage: Eukaryota; Metazoa; Chordata; Actinopteri; Synbranchiformes; Synbranchidae.